This is a messenger RNA of Glarea lozoyensis ATCC 20868, 921 nucleotides long. RefSeq names its product NAD(P)-binding Rossmann-fold containing protein. Lineage: Eukaryota; Fungi; Ascomycota; Leotiomycetes; Helotiales; Helotiaceae. The transcript is spliced from 3 exons. The coding region runs from base 1 to 921 and encodes 306 amino acids. The record is from RefSeq and is a predicted model, not a curated record.
AUGCCAGCCCCAUCCAUCCUCCUCCUCGGCGCAUCAGGCUACCUCGGCGUCCCUCUCCUUGCCGAAUUCCUCACCCACCGCUCAAAAUUCUCACGUCUCGCAAUCCUAACCGACGAGUCUCGAAAACACAAGUUCGAAGAUGCCAAAGCCAAGGGCGUGGAACUGAUAAUCGGAUCUUAUCUUGAGCCUGAUUCCUUCAAAGGGUUCAACACAGUCCUCUCCCUCCUCGGAAACCACGCCAUGGCCGACCAACCCUCCAUAAUCAAGGCCUGUCUCGCCGCAAAGGUAACCGAGUUCUAUCCGUCCGAGUUCGGUGGCGAUAGUUCUCAAGGGCCGUACGUCACGAACCGGUAUUUCGACGAGAAGAACAAGACACGGGCGUUUCUCGCCGAGACGGUGGCGAAGAAUCCGGAUUCGGGGUUCAACUAUACGCUGAUUAUGUGUGGUGGGUUUAUGGAGUAUGUGAUGAAUCCGAUUUUUGGCGGGGACGAGGAGAGUGAGACGUUUACGUUUUAUGGGAGUGGGGAGAAGAGGGAGCCGUUUACUUCGGUGGCGGAUGUGUGUCGAUAUACAGUCGCGUCGACAUUGAUGCCCAAGUCACCAUCUGGAGCACGGUCCUUCAAGAUUCCCGAGGCUUGGUAUACGUGGAGUGAGGUUAUUUCCACGAUUUCGCGUGCCAGUGGGGUUGAAUAUAAGCCUAUAUUCUUGCCGAAUGAGGAGGCGGUCGAGAAAGCAAAGCAAUUUAAAGAGAGUGGCGAUGCGGAUGGCGAGCUUACGUUUUCUUUGAAAGCACUGAUUGGGAGCUUAGGAUUUGAAGCUGUCCCAGAGCCAUGGGAUAAUGAUAAAUUUCCGGAGAUUGUGCCAGUGAAUUUGGAGACUGCUUUGAAGCAGUAUUUUGCAAAAUCUAAACCUGAAGUUUAG